GACUUUGGUCCGAUUGUUUGAUUGGGAGACGGAGGUGUGAAGGACCGUGGGGGCAGAAAUCAGGUGUUCUUUGUGUGUUUUUGCCCUGGGCAAUUUCAAAGGUUCGGAAAGGGAGAGUGCUGGGCAGGCGAGUUUAAAGGUGGAUAAGUUGGGUUGUUAGAUUAGGACUGGAACUAUGGCUACUGGCUGUUGCGGCACCAAGAAACAAAAAUUGAAUAAUUCAUCCAGUGUACCAUCUUGCAACGGCACUUCGGUUUCACAAAUGGUCGCCUUACCCGAGAUGUGUUUCUUUUGUUUUGAUGUACUUUAUUGUCAUCUUUAUAACCUCGCUCCGCCAAAAACCCCGUCUUUCAGCAACGAUGCCUAUCCCCUCUUUGUGACAUGGGCUAUUGGCAAAGAAAAAAGACUACGAGGUUGCAUUGGCACCUUCAACGCCAUGAAUCUGCAGUCUGGUCUCAGGGAAUAUGCAAUUACCAGUGCUUUCAAGGACUCCAGAUUCAGUCCAGUGACUAGAGACGAGUUUCCUAAAUUGAGUGUGUCUGUUUCUAUUUUGAGACAUUUCGAGGAUGGAGACGAUUAUCUUGAUUGGGAAGUUGGGGUGCAUGGUAUAAGGAUCGAAUUUAUUAACGAGAAAGGAAAUAAAAGGACUGCUACAUACUUACCUGAAGUUGCCUCAGAGCAAGGCUGGGAUCAACUCCAAACGAUCGACUCCCUCCUCAGGAAGGGAGGCUACAAAGCUGCCAUCUCCAGCGACGUACGUCGCACAAUCAAACUGACGCGCUACCAAAGUGAAAAAAUAACGGUGAGCUAUCAGGACUACAUGAACCACUGGAACAGCCAACGUUGCUAGCAAAUAGUGUGGGGGCGUCCCCAAGAGGCCACGCCCCCACAUCCGUUCUACUCUCACUCAGUGCCCUCCUCCGCGUUCUUGAUGAUGCAGCAGCCGUUGCCCGUCCAGCAGUUCCAGCCCAGCAGCUCUCCAAUAGUGCUCCAACCGGUCAACAGCUCAUGGUGGGACCAUUACCCGGGCCCCUCCUACCAGAGGGAGUUCCCGUUGCUAUCGCCCCCUGGUGGACAUCCGGGGUACCGGGCCUCUCCUUUUCGUAAAAGGAAGUGAUUCGUUUUGGAGUUUUUUGCUAAUCAGUAGGUCUUAUGAAUAAUUCAUUUUCUAAGGGAGGAAACAGGUUGGGCCAACUGAACUGGUGCCCUCCGCUCAGGUUCAAAUUUUUAAGAAGUUCGUUGGAUUUUUUUUUAAGGUAGACUAAGAGUAUCUAGUAGGGCUAAGGUUGGAUAGGACUUGUAAAAUGUUGUUGUAUUUGAGCUCGAAUCGUUUAAAGUUGAACUACAUUAAUUCCGUAAUGUAAAGUGUUAGGAGUGUGUUUACACUUUUUUUUUUAUAUAUUUCGUUUGAUUCUCUUUAAGGUUAAGUGGAAAUAUGAUCUUGAUAUCCAUCAGUUUGGUGGAUACGCCCCACAAAAGACAUUAAAAUGAAGUUUAUAAAUUUGAACUAUUGAAUAUUGUUAAUAUUCUGUUUAUUAAUCAUCACUAGAAUUUUGUAUUUCAUCGAUAGGUGUAUAUUGAGCGAUUGACUUUUAAAUUGAGUAUGUAUGAUGUCUAAGGUUUUAUCUUAACUUUUUAGGCAUCGUAUGUUGUUUUUCCAAUUUUUUGCAUUGAACGGUUGACUUUUAAAUCGAGUCCAUAGUUGUCAGGCUAGAGUUGCAGAUUAGCUCGUUACUUGCUAAAAUUCCUUAAAAAAAGUUUUUUGCAGUGAUGAUAUUUCAGCUUGUACAAUUCGGUGUCAUCGUUGAGACAUAUCCUUGAAAUAUUAUUACUACUUUUCCGCAGUUUGUAGGAGAAAAUGGGUUAUUCAUACACUCGCGAGAUAUUUUUUUUGUAAAACACCAGAAAGUCUUCAUCCAUUUAGGUAUUAAAUUUAAUGGAAAAAAAAUUGAAUUCCAAGUCACUAUUGUGCCUAGAGAUCAGACACAAGUUUAAGAUUAUUGAGAAAAUUGGGUUAGGUUAGUUGGAGAACGGUGGAGGUGUUUAGGUUCUCCAAGGGUAGAGGGGGUUGUAUGUUUAGGUUACGAUUUGAAAGUGAUUAAAUAUAUGGAUUUAUUGUUGAUUAGAAUUUACAAAUCAAAACGUCUAUCUUAGUGUAUGAUAAUUUUUUAUCCAUCUAACAAAUAAAGAACAGUUGAUGCAUA
Harmonia axyridis is the source of this 2204-nucleotide messenger RNA. Its product is annotated as AMME syndrome candidate gene 1 protein homolog. The transcript has 3 exons. The coding region runs from base 176 to 850 and encodes 224 amino acids. Lineage: Eukaryota; Metazoa; Arthropoda; Insecta; Coleoptera; Coccinellidae. The record is from RefSeq and is a predicted model, not a curated record.